AUGGUGUUGCCUAUCGAGUUGCUGAGCACUUAUUUUGUUCAGGGUGUCUGGGUGGCUCUUCUGGUGCUGGUUAUUUCCAGUACUUGGGAUGAUAUUGUUGAGGAGAUCCCUUAUACUCAAUUUCCUUUGGUUGGGAAAAGCUGGUGGGACAUUUUCAACAGGAGAUCCAAAUCCCAAUUCAACAAGUCGGCGCGUGCGUUUAUUGCAGAGGGCUUUACGAAGGGUUACAAUGCCUUUCAGGUCAUGGCUUCAACCCGGCCAUUGAUCAUCCUACACCCAAAGUACAUAGACGAAAUCAAGAGCCAUCCCCACCUGAAUUUCGAAGGUGCCUCUCAGAAGAGCUUCUUCUCGGGUCGCAUCCCCGGCUUUGAACCUUUCCACACUAAUGGAGCAUCUAGAGUUCUUGUGGAUUCAGUACGGAUCAAGCUAACCCAAGCCCUUAAUGGCCUGACAAUCCCGCUCUCCAAGGAGACUGCUGCGACAUUGAAAGACACCUUUCCUCCAUCGGAUGAAUGGAAGCCGUACAACUUCUCCCGCAAAGUACCCUACAUGGUGGCCCGUAUCUCCACACUGGCUUUACUCGGCGAGAAAGCCUGCCGCAAUGAGGAAUGGAUCGAAGUUGCUGUCAACUACACCAUAGAUGCCUUCGAUGGUGCCCGUGAGCUACGGUUGUGGCCUUCUAUCCUACGACCGAUUGUGCACCACUUCCUACCAUCCAUACGGAAACUCCGCUACCAUCUAGGCGCUGCCCGAGCCAUUGUGAAACAAGAAGUUGAGAAACGUAAUAUGACCCGCGAUGGCAAACUGCCAUUUGAAGAACCCCCUCGGACCCGUGCCAAUGCUCUCGACUGGUUUGAGGAGCUAUCUGAAGCAUAUAAGCUGCCUUUUGAUAUGACGCGCGGACAAGUUGCGCUGUCCCUGGCGGCUAUCCAUACCACCUCGAAUCUUCUCACGAACAUCAUGUACGACCUCGCAGCAUACCCAGAAUACUUCCAGCCCCUGCGCGACGAGAUUUCUGCCGUCAUUGCCGAGGAUGGCGAGCUUAAGAAAACCAGCCUGCUGAGACUGAUGUUGAUGGACAGUGUAAUGAAGGAGUCUCAGCGCAUACACCCCGUCGGUAUGACAUCCCUGAACCGCCUCGCGACGGAAGCAAUUCCUCUAUCAGACGGCAUAGUUAUCCCCAAAGGCGCCACAAUCGCCGUCUCCGCUCACGUCAACCUAGACAAAACCAUCUACCCAGACCCCGAGAAAUAUGACGGCUACCGCUUCUUCAAGAAGCGCCAGGAGCCAGGCCAUGAGCACAAGCAUCAGUUCGUGACAACCACCCGCGAGAGCUAUGGCUUCGGCCAUGGUCUGCACUCUUGCCCGGGCCGCUUUUUCGCGGCUAAUGAAACCAAGAUUCUGCUCAUCCAUUUGCUGCUUAAGUAUGACUGGAAACUCAAGGAUGAGGGUGGGCGACCGAAAAAUAUUGAGUUGGGCAGCGAGAUUAUUACUGAUCAGACAGUUGAGCUGCUUUUUCGGUCGAGAGAACCUGGGAUUGAUCUUUCCGGGCUUGGGGAGAUUUCUGCAUAG
Molecule: messenger RNA, 1572 nt
Organism: Penicillium odoratum
Lineage: Eukaryota; Fungi; Ascomycota; Eurotiomycetes; Eurotiales; Aspergillaceae
Product: cytochrome P450
Exons: 6
Coding region: 1-1572 (523 amino acids)
Molecular function (GO): monooxygenase activity; oxidoreductase activity, acting on paired donors, with incorporation or reduction of molecular oxygen; iron ion binding
Source: RefSeq, a predicted model, not a curated record